CUUCCUGACGAUGAUAGGGGGGACCAUCGCCACGCCCCUCAUCGUCUGCAGGUUCCUGUGCAUGGAGGAGACUGACCUUGGCCGCGGGUAUCUCGUCUCCACCAUCAUCUUCGUGUCAGGCAUCAUCACCAUUUUACAAACUACCUUGGGCGUCAGGUUACCCAUUAUCCAAGGUGGGAACUUCGCCUACCUGGUCCCCACCAUUACCCUCUUGACAACGACCUUCCCUCCCUGUGACACCAUCAGCCUGGCCAACAUGACGGCAGAGGCGAAGCAGGAAGUGUGGCAGGUACGGCUGAGGGAGCUUCAAGGUGCCAUUACUGUGUCUGCCAUUUUCCAGGUGUUGGUGGGUUUCACAGGUGUGGUCGGAAUGCUCCUGAACUGGAUAACGCCAUUAGCAAUAGUGCCAACCAUUACCUUGCUCGGCCUAUCGCUCUACGACCUCGGGGCCCAGCAAGCGUCGGUUCACUGGGGCAUCGCGGCGCUCACCAUGAUCCUGAUGAUCCUGUUCUCGCAGUACCUCCGCGACCUGCAGUUUCCGGUCCCGAUGUGCAAGGCGGGCGGAGGCUUGCAGGUCUCGCGCUUCCCGCUCUUCACUUUUUUGCCGCUGCUAAUAACGAUCUGCAUCUCGUGGAGCCUGUGUGCGAUUCUCACGGCCUACGACGCCAUUCCGGAAGGGUCCACCGCGAGAACGGACUUCGCUGGUUCGCUCAUUCAAGACGCUCCGUGGUUCAGGGUUCCUUAUCCCGGCCAGUGGGGGAUGCCCACAGUGAGCGUCGCGGGGGUCGUGGGGGUCAUGGCAGGGGUCAUCUCGUCGAUCGUGGAGAGCAUCGGGGACUACUUCGCCUGUGCCAGAGUUGCGAAUGUCCCCCCACCGCCCACGCACGCCCUUAACCGCGGCGUUGGCGUGGAGGGCGUCGGAUGCGUGCUGGCUGGCAUCUUCGGCACGAGCAGCGGAACGGCGUCGUACUCGGGCAACAUUGCUCUUGUGGGCAUCACGAGGGUCGGGAGUCGGAGCGUGGUCCUGUGCAGCGGUCUCAUGAUGCUGAUCUUUGGCGUGUUCGGGAAAUUCGGCGCCGUCUUCGCCACCUUGCCCGAGCCCGUGCUAGGUGGCGUCCUGAUCUUCGUGUUCUCCGUCGUGACAGCCAUCGGCCUCUCUACGCUGCAGUACGUCGAUCUCGGCUCCUCCAGGAACCUGCUGAUUCUAGGCUUCUCGAUUUUCAUGGGCAUGGCGCUCCCCACGUGGCUUCAAAAGCAUCCGGACGCCAUCAAGACAGGUUCCAUGAUGCUCGACCAGAGUCUGACGGUGCUGCUUCAGACGUCUAUGUUCGUCGGGGGCUUCCUCGGCUUCUUCUUGGACAACACGGUGCCGGGCACGGACGAGGAGAGAGGCCUUGUGAGUUGGCACGAAAACCUUCGUCAAGCAGAUUCCUCAGCUGUCAGUGGAACUACCAGUAUCUACGACUUGCCUUACAUUACUGGUUACCUUAGGAGACUGAAGUGGGCUCGUUAUGUACCUUUCUUCCCGACCUUCAAGGGAUUUAGAAAGAGAUUCUCAGCCAAAGAUACUGAAGAAGGGAACAGUCCUCUGUAAUGAUAAUGCGUGGAAGAGACUGCGAAUUCACUGUUCUCUGAGCCGUCGGUUUUGUGUCCUCUCUCUCUCUCUCUCUCUCUCUCUCUCUCUCUCUC
Molecule: messenger RNA, 1689 nt
Organism: Penaeus monodon (black tiger shrimp)
Lineage: Eukaryota; Metazoa; Arthropoda; Malacostraca; Decapoda; Penaeidae
Product: solute carrier family 23 member 2-like
Exons: 11
Coding region: 11-1594 (527 amino acids)
Biological process (GO): transmembrane transport
Cellular component (GO): membrane
Molecular function (GO): transmembrane transporter activity
Source: RefSeq, a predicted model, not a curated record